Hibiscus syriacus is the source of this 675-nucleotide messenger RNA. RefSeq names its product basic blue protein-like. Bases 83 to 454 code for a protein of 123 amino acids. The transcript is spliced from 2 exons. Lineage: Eukaryota; Viridiplantae; Streptophyta; Magnoliopsida; Malvales; Malvaceae. Gene Ontology annotation, cellular component: plasma membrane. The record is from RefSeq and is a predicted model, not a curated record. Gene Ontology annotation, molecular function: electron transfer activity.
AUCCCUUGGCUAGCUCCUCACUACCUCAUUCCUUCUGAAAAUCAUUGCACCCCCUGGUACUUCUCCAAGUUAUAGAGAAACAAUGGUUCAGGGAAGAUGCAGUGCAGUGGCAGCCACGGUGCUGCUCUGCUUGCUGUCGCUCCACUUUGAGUCUGUUCGAUCGGCAACUUUCACAGUCGGAGAUAGCAGUGGCUGGACCUUGAACGCUGUUGGUUGGACUAAAGGCAAGCGCUUUAGGGCCGGAGACACACUUGUGUUCAAUUACAACCCUUCAAUCCACAAUGUCGUAGCUGUGAACAGAGCAGGAUAUAGUUCAUGCAAAGCACCAAAAGGUGCUAAAGUAUUCAGCUCAGGCAAGGAUCAGAUCAAACUUAGAAAGGGCCAAAACUUCUUCAUCUGCAGUUCUGUUGGUCACUGUCAAUCUGGAAUGAAAAUAGCAGCGAUUGCUGCCUAGUGCCACGAGUUUGCCUUAAGAAUUAAUGUAAUAUUUGGUGCCAAAAGGUCAAAUCUAGUGCUGGCUUUGCUUUGCUUUGUUUGAGUGGGCAGUUGUUGGUGGUGGUCCAAAAUAUUAAAAUCUAUGAUGAUUAUGGUUUAAGUGGAGAUCUUGAUGAUUAAUGUUUUAGGGGUUUACUUUAUCCUCCCUUUAUAAUAAAAUAUAGCGUGUUUCCGAACCAA